This is a messenger RNA of Drepanopeziza brunnea f. sp. 'multigermtubi' MB_m1, 435 nucleotides long. Lineage: Eukaryota; Fungi; Ascomycota; Leotiomycetes; Helotiales; Drepanopezizaceae. The record is from RefSeq and is a predicted model, not a curated record.
AUGGCUUUUCUUCCCCUAACAUACACCCAGAUCUCCCUCGUAGCCUUCGGCAACAGCAUCCAAUCCUACCUCACAACCUCCUACACCGCGCGCCUCUACGCCGGUCCGAAACCCUCCCCCUCCAAUCCCCCCCGCACCCCAUCAUCCGCCUCGCGACUAUCGUCAUCCCCCGUCACGCCCCUCCAGUCGCGGACGUUCGGGACGUGGACGCUGAUCCAGAGCGCGACGCGGAUGUACGCCGCGUACAACAUCGCCCACCCGGCCUUCUACCAGCUGGCCUUCAUCACGUAUGCGGUGGCGUGGGCCCACUUCAUGAGUGAGUGGUGGGUGUACCGGACGGCGAGGUUAGGGGAGGGACUGGUGUUUCCGGUGUGUGUGGCGACGGGGAGUCUGGUGUGGAUGUGGGUGCAGUGGGAUUUUUACGUGCCCUCUUAG